AUGAAAUUCAUGGAAGAGGUGAAAAGACAACAAGAAGAGUCUAGGAAGCAACUAGAAGAAUUUGAAAGACGGCAAGAAGAGAAGCAAGCACGACCAGACGAAAGACAGGCAAAAUUUAUGGAAAUAUUCAAUCAACGGUUGGAAGAAAUAAUUAAUGGAAAGGAGGUGAACGAAGAACAAAAGGAAAGCACUCAGGAGGUAGCGUGCCGAGAGAAUGAAAAAUCGCAAUAUGAAGGUACUCCAGAAAUAGUAGAGCAAAUAGCAGAAACUACAAAGCAAUUGCGAGAUUUCCCUGAAGAACCUCAGGAAAGAAAAGAGGGACCUGUAGUGUGUCAGAACAUGAAGCUAGUGCUUCAAAAAGUAAGUAAUCAGCAAGGGAGUAUACAGAAGGAAGUGCUGCAGCAUGGGAACGCCAAUGAGAUUCCAAAGCCGAUGGAAGAGAUGGUGCAAGAAGUUGAAAAACGGCAGGAGGAAGUUGGCAAGUUGCAGUCCAGUCAGGUUAUUCGAAAAUCACAAGAAGUGAUCAGUCAAGAGGUGACUAAAGAGGAGCAGCGAAACUGCCGAGAAGCAGUAGACCAUGGAAAGGUCAUAAGUGAAGGUGUAAAAUGGCAGGAGGCCGUGCGAGAAGGUACGAAACAGGAGGAUGAAAUUUCUCUACAUAUCGAGCGAACGAAAAAUAAUCAAAGUCAACAUAAGAUAUUGGCACACUUAUCGCUGCAAAAUUCACAGAAAACCUCAAUUCAAACAUUCUAUCAGCGAGCAUUGAAUUAA
Molecule: messenger RNA, 771 nt
Organism: Hermetia illucens (black soldier fly)
Lineage: Eukaryota; Metazoa; Arthropoda; Insecta; Diptera; Stratiomyidae
Product: vicilin-like seed storage protein At2g18540
Exons: 2
Coding region: 1-771 (256 amino acids)
Source: RefSeq, a predicted model, not a curated record